Messenger RNA from Cladophialophora yegresii CBS 114405, 2061 nucleotides. RefSeq lists its product as uncharacterized. Gene Ontology annotation, biological process: regulation of DNA-templated transcription; DNA-templated transcription. Bases 1 to 2061 code for a protein of 686 amino acids. Lineage: Eukaryota; Fungi; Ascomycota; Eurotiomycetes; Chaetothyriales; Herpotrichiellaceae. Gene Ontology annotation, molecular function: DNA-binding transcription factor activity, RNA polymerase II-specific; DNA binding; zinc ion binding. The transcript is spliced from 3 exons. The record is from RefSeq and is a predicted model, not a curated record.
AUGAGUUCCUCGAGUACCCCCGUCCAUUCCAGCAACCAACCAUCGCAACACUCUGCCACGGCCACUCAAGAUUUACCAUGCUUCGACUGCCGACGGCGAAAAGUCAAGUGCUCCAAGACAGAGCCAUGUGCGAACUGUCAACGAUUCGGGGUCGAAUGCAUCUACGAGGAUACGGGCCGUCUGGUGCACAGACGGACGCCCACUUCCAAUGACCCGCUAGCCAGACGCAUAGCUGAACUCGAAGAACUUGUGCGCAACCUGAGUCGUCGGCCCCAACAGGGCAACCCAAUGGAGAUCAUGACCGAGAACAUCGCCCAGAAGUUUGGGAGUCAAGCGUCUCCCGUCGGCAACCCAGAAGGCAGGCUCGUCUUCGACAAGGAUAGGUCCCGCUACCUUCACAAAGGUUUCUGGGCCGCGAUGUAUGACGAGGUCAGAGACCUGAAGUUCACUCUGCAGGAAGAGCCGAAGACGCACGGAGACACGUUUCUGUUUCCCUACGUUCGAGAAGAGACUAGUCGACCGGCCCUCGUCGAUCUAUCGACUCGGGAGAGCGACUUCUUGGUCCAGACGUUUGUCGAAAAGGUCGACCCUUUCGUCAAGAUUCUGCACAAGCCGACACUCCACCUCGAAUUGAAUCAUUUUCGCCGCGGCAUCCUAGCAAAUCCGACCGAGUUCCAAGUCCGCCUGUUCGCCGUAUAUGCCUUGGGACUGUUACCGCUUUGUUCGACCAUGGUUGAGUAUCGGUUCCACGAGUCGAAAAAGGGAUUGCUGUCGCGCUACCGGUCGCAUGUCGAGCAGGGUCUAAGCCAAUUGAACCUGACGACAACGCAAUCCCUAUCGACACUACAGACAUUCUUGCUAUAUAUUACAUUCCUGUUUUGGACCGGGGAAAUGCUCCACGUCAGCACUCUCCUCGCCGUUGCCCUUUCCAUGGCAAGACGAAUGGGCCUCAAUCGCGACGGGGCACACUUCCAUCUAAACCCCUGGGAGAUUGAACUGCGUCGACGGUUAUGGCACCACCUGGUACUCCUAGACGCCUGGUGCGUCGAAAACCACGGCCUCCAACCGCUUCUCCAGCCCGGCGGCGACUCCGACACUUCCCUUCCGCUCAACGAGAACGAUUCCGCAUGGGAUACCUCCGAAUUCUCCUCCUACCAGCCUCAACCGCGGAACAACUUCACGGACGCGACCAUCUCCCUCAUGCACUACGAAUUCGGGUCCCUCACGAAAUUCAUCCUCGAACAUCCCUACACGCCCGCGACGACGACGCGCAGCUACCUGGCCGUCCACAACGAAGUGCUCCGCCAGGCCCACCACCGCAUGGACAUCCUGUACAUGCGCAACCUCGACACGGAGACCAACAUCCUCCACCGCCUGGCGAAGGACCUGUUCGACCACUCCUUCCGCCGUUUGCGACUGAUGCAGCUUCAACCACUCGUCAACGCAAAGGCAGGGACCAUCGCCGGUCCGGCGGACCCCGCACGCCCCGGCCUCGAGGCCAAAAUGUACCAGCUUGCCGUCGAGUACUGCAAGGCCACCCAGACGCUGAUCGACUUCUACACGCCCUACAGCCUGGACUGGGCCAUCAUCCGUGCCUUUUCAUGGCACUCGGUCGCCACCAUGCUCUCGAUGGUUCUCCGCCACGAGGCACUGAGCAGUUCGCUCGAGGCCCGCGCCGCGAGGCACCGCAUCGAACUGCUGUUCCAGAACAGGCCCUCGAUCGACUAUCUUGCGGGCAAUGAUAAUCUGUGGGAGCCGCUGAGGAUGCUGCGCGCCGAAUUGGCAGUGAGGCAGGCUCUGCCCGUGAGGGAUUCGCGGGUGGGAAUGCCACCUGCCGGGAAUGAGGCACGGCAGGGUCAAGGCCAGACCCCGGCACACGCACACGCACACGCACAUACAGGAGGGGCCCAGGGACCCUUCGAAAUCAGUACAGAGGGCGCCGAUGAUUUGGUUUCCAUGACCUCGACGACCAUUGAUCCCGCGCUGUUCAGCUUGGCCACGGGGUAUGAUGGCGGGGUGGUGGGUUCUGAGCAAUGGUGUGAUUUCGAAGCAUACAUGUGA